CCAUGCACCAAAAUGCAAGUUAAGGCCACAGUCUAUGGCCAGUAGAAGUGUUGUUUUGUCAGUGGUUUGUAGGCUACUCUUUAAACUAAUGCAGAGUUGAUGUUGAGGAAAUUUCCUAAACAACAUAUCAGGAGAUGGGUGAGCAGGACAGUGAUAGCUUAAGAAAAAAAUCCUUGGUGAAGUGGAGAAAUCUCAAGAUGGAGGAUUUAAGCAGGCAGCUGGAUGCAAAGCAAUUACAAAUAGAGAAUGAUAGACAUGACAACCUUACAUGUCAGAGACAGACAACGAGAAUGUGGAGAGAAGUUCUCCAGUGGAGACCGAAAACAGCUGAAGAGAGAAACAGAGAGGAAGGAGACAAGAAGAGACUAGAAGAGACCAAGGAGACACUGAGGGAGAGAGACGAGGAAAAUAAUGUUGAGAGAGACGAGAAACAGGACACGGGAGGAAUAAACAGACACCCAGAGACUGAAACAGAGCAAGGAGACGUCGGUUCAGACCUAGACAAACCACCUGGUUUGAGAAAUGGAGUUAGCAACAAUGGAGAGAAAGCUGAGAAAGAGGAGAGAGAGAGUGAGACAGGGGAAGCAGAGUUCCCCAGAACGCAGGGACGGAGGGAGAUGAUGGACCAGUCAGCAGCAGACACAGCAGCCGUCCUGGGCCCCAUCGCAGACGAGGCAGGGGGUCCCACAGGACAGGACAAGGAGGAGAAACAGUCGACGGAGGACGGGGCAUCUGGACAUGAGGCUGAGGCAGCAGGACAUGAGGCUGAGGCAGCAGGCCUCUCCAGCCCCAGAGAGGAGCCUCAUAUGGGUUCUCACUCCAUAUGGAUGAAGGCAACAUACAUCAGUGGAAAGACUCCAUUUCCAGAAUUCUCAGGAUAUGUGAUGUUGGAUGACAUUGUGUUUGCAUACUAUGAUUCGAAUGAACACAAAUUAUUACACAAAGACAUCAAUAAGGCCUCAAACAGCAGUUUUGAUGAAGAUGAUAUGAGUUAUUUUGAACACUUUAUUGGAUAUGUACAUGGAAGUCUGAAAGGUCGAGGAUCUUAUCUGAACAACUAUUUCAACCACACAAAUGAUACUUGCACUUUUCAGAGACUUUCUGGAUGUGAACUACUGGACAAUGAUAAACCAGGAUUGAUGACUAGCACGGAUGCUUACAAUGGGGAGGCUGUUGAAGGAGUGUAUUAUGAUGUAGACCAUGACGUUCUUCACACUAACUGCAAGUGGACAAAUGAAGAGAGUUCAAUAUGGACUCCAAAUAUGAACUUGCCUUCCCUGUUCAGAAUGAUAUACCACCCCAAUUGCAUCAAAUUUCUCAAAAAACAUCUAGCCAAAGAAAGAAACCGUGCGCUGAAAAAAGGACCCACCACAGUGAAGCCCAGAGCCAGGCUCCUCCAGAGAGAAAAUAUGGGCUCAACAGGUGUUCUGUUGACCUGUCUGGCCACUGGUUUCUACCCCCGUCACAUCAACCUGACCCUGCUAAGAGACGGCCAGCCUGUGUCUGACCACCAGAUCACUGGGGGGGAGCUGCUACCUAAUGGAGAUGAGACGUACCAGAUGAGGAAGAGCCUGGAGGUCAGUGCAGAGGAACUACAGCAUCACCACUACACCUGCACAGCUGAACACCUCAGCCUGGACAACAAACUGGACAUUGAUUUGGAGCGAGAUUGGGACUCGGUAACUACACCCAUCGGGUUCUCUGCACCGAUGGCUGUGUGUGUGUGCUGCCUGGUUGGAGCCAGUAUCGGGGUCUUCAUCAUGUGUAGGAGGAAAACAACGAAAGAUCAGGGCUCCCAGACUACUCUUUCCAGUAACUCCACAGCUGCCUCAAAUGAGGGAUCCCAGACUACACUGUUGAGUAACUCCACAGCUGCCCAAAAUGUUUCCAGUCUGGAUUGUUCUUCAGCUCAGAGAGCAGCGGUCAUCCUGAGUGUCCUGAGGCUCCAUGCUGUAGGAGGAGGAAGAGAAGAACACUUCAUCAGAUCAGCUGAAGGACACACAGAGACCAACGAGGGAAACUGUCAUCACCUCAUGUGUAAAUGCUGGACAUACAGUUAACAACAUAAAACAUAAAAAUGAACA
Alosa alosa (allis shad) is the source of this 2084-nucleotide messenger RNA. RefSeq lists its product as uncharacterized. The coding region runs from base 135 to 2060 and encodes 641 amino acids. The transcript has 9 exons. Gene Ontology annotation, biological process: immune response. The record is from RefSeq and is a predicted model, not a curated record. Gene Ontology annotation, cellular component: external side of plasma membrane. Lineage: Eukaryota; Metazoa; Chordata; Actinopteri; Clupeiformes; Clupeidae.